Messenger RNA from Paramisgurnus dabryanus, 2164 nucleotides. RefSeq names its product doublesex and mab-3 related transcription factor 2a (gene dmrt2a). NCBI's taxonomy places the organism in Eukaryota, Metazoa, Chordata, Actinopteri, Cypriniformes, Cobitidae. Gene Ontology annotation, cellular component: nucleus. The record is from RefSeq and is a predicted model, not a curated record. Gene Ontology annotation, molecular function: RNA polymerase II cis-regulatory region sequence-specific DNA binding; DNA-binding transcription factor activity, RNA polymerase II-specific. Gene Ontology annotation, biological process: regulation of transcription by RNA polymerase II; sex differentiation.
CGCUCAUCACAUCGCAGUGUGACAGAUCUGUAUGUCCUUCACUGAUGUUCAUGGCGUGCUUUGAAUUUCCCGCACAAUAAAUGUGGCAGUUUUUUAACUUUGGAGCAGUGGGUUUAAAAUCUCUUCAGCAGAGCUCUGGAACAGGAGUAAAUUGAAGUUUUAAGCUUAUAAAGAGCGUUUGAUUUCCAUUCAUCCUUUAUUUGGUGUCUUUUAUCACGUAUCUGUUUUUAGCGCAUAUCCAAAAUGACGGAGUUUGAGAUCGACGUAGAGGGCCUGGAAACAGAGAGCGACGAUCAGGCGACGUUUACGGGUACAGGAGACGACGACGCGGGCACCAAAGACGAUGACAAACCCAGCAGCUUAAACCUCACAUCUGGAGACCAGCGCAAACUGAGCCGCACACCCAAGUGCGCGCGGUGUCGUAACCAUGGCGUGGUGUCUUGUCUGAAGGGCCACAAGCGCUUCUGCCGCUGGAGAGACUGUCAGUGCGCUAACUGCCUGCUGGUCGUGGAGAGACAGCGCGUUAUGGCUGCGCAAGUAGCCCUGCGAAGACAACAAGCGACAGAGGACAAGAAGGGGAUUUCUGGAAAGCAAAUACCAGUGGAAAGACGAGCUAUCUAUCAAAGACACAUCCGUCCAUCCACUAUGCUGGCUAAAAGUAUUUUAGAAGGAUAUCGUCCAGUGCAAAGCGAUCCAUUUCUGUGUGCCAAUCCUGCUUUGCCCCCUCCUCUAAGUGACCGCAUGAGGAAGAGACGAGCCUUUGCUGACAAGGAGCUGGAGACAAUAAUGCUGGAACGAGAGUAUAAAGAACGGGAACUUCUCGAGUCCAGCCAGUCAUCCUCCGCCUCACUCUUCCUGCCUGGCAGCAUGGUCCAUGCCGCUGAGUAUAAUUCCUACAAGACAGCCUUCUCAUCCUCCUCUGGCCCUUCUGCGGUUGAGCCCAAUUCCAAGGAUCUUUGCAACUUCCUGCCUGGCUGCCUGGACCUCUCCCUGCAGUAUGCCGCCUCAGGUGGGGCGGCCGCGAACGUGGAGCUCAUCUCCUCCAACGUAAGCGUAGCCACCACCUAUCGGCAAUACCCACUCUCACCUCGCUUUGUGAUGUGGCCACGGGGCAGCAGCAAUAUUAGUGAUGCCCUGUUAUACCAGCAGUGUCUCCUUAAUGCCACGGCUGUCCAGAACAUGAAACCUGGAGCUGUUUGGGACCCAAAGAUGAUGACUUCCACCGAGAGCCAUCCGCCGGAGCAGGAGGGUGCAGCAUCCAGGAUUGAGGGAUCUCGAGUGCCUCCGGAGCCAUGUGACCUCCAGACAGGGGAGGCUCAGACAGGACUUGGGCAGAACGGAAGUGCCCGUUCGGCCUUCUCGCCUCUUAAGAGAGCGUACGGACAAACUUUUUCAAAUGUACCUGCGCAUCCAGGCAGCCACGAGCAUGUACUCAACAUCAAAGACGCUGGCAAGCAUACGUUGUCCACGAAGCUCAACUCCUUUCAUUCCCUCAUACAACAGAAAUUAAACGAAAAAAAUCAAGAAGUAAAUGGGCCGUACUGUAAGGAACUGCUGGAGGAAGCGGCCAAAAAGUUUAGAGAGGGAACAGCCAAAGACACAGUCAGAUUCAAAAGCUCGGAGAGGGCGGUAAAGGACUUUGUAGUAAAGCCACGGAGCACCAAAGUUUCCACAGGAGAGGCUCUGUCAUUCUCAGUGGAGGCCAUAUUAAAAAGACCUUCGCUUUCUUUAAAUCGGACAUCCCAGUAAGACUUAAGAAUACAAAUCUCAGAUGUACAUGCUAACUUGAGUACUGAUUGUAUAUUUAUUUACAUACUUUAUUUGAUAAAGGAUAGUGAUCAGCAAUUUGGAGGGAAAAAAACAAGCUUUAAUCUAAGCAGCAUCUAAAACAAAAUGUGCUGCUCUUUUGACGCUUCUGUAUAUUUAAAAAUGUACAUAUAUUAGACGUGCAUGUUGUGCAUUGUUAUACAUCAUAAUGUAUAGAGUAUUUAAAUGUAAAUGCUAAUUUUUUAAAGGUGACAAUAAAAUGAAUUUUUAAAUAAAAUAACAUUUGUAAAUGUGAUAUUUUAAAUAAUUGUAUUCAGCAGAAUUUUAAUCAGUAAUAAAGAUAAUAAUCUAUAACUUAAAAUUAUUGGUGGAUAACUGUAAUAGAAUAGGAGAUUAA